GCAUUGCAAUCUGCAAGAAAUCAAUCACUCCAAACACCAAUAAUCUCUUACCCCUUUUCUUCCCCACGAUGUCUCAACGAUCCGCACCGUCCGGCACCACCACAUCAAAUGGCGGGUAAGCUUUCGCCUCUUUGCCUCUCUGGCCCUGAUCAGUUGGUCGCAGAAGGAAUAUCAAUGCUGACGGGUUGUGGGGUUGGUGUGUUUAGAGCAGCUGCCUAUUACACGGCGUCAGCGCCUCAAAUGGACAGGUAUCUUCGAAGCCCGAUGGAGCUGCCAGAGAGGCUUGUCUCUAUUGGGAACGGCACCUCAUCAACGCGGACGAGUUCGAGCAGUCGCCAGCAGACACAGCGCUCCUUGACAGCGUGGGAUGCGAGAUGGACGCAGGCUGGCCAAUCGUCGUGAAUGACACCCCCCUAGCUUGCAUGACGUUGGAAGACCGGGGUCAUCAGGCACGAUGUCAGCAUUUCGCGCGAGACAUACUCCGUAGAUAAGGAACCAACACGGCCACCGCAGGAGCGAAGACGUUUGAAAAGGUCGAAUGGUGUGAAGUGCUG
Messenger RNA from Colletotrichum godetiae, 554 nucleotides. RefSeq lists its product as uncharacterized. Lineage: Eukaryota; Fungi; Ascomycota; Sordariomycetes; Glomerellales; Glomerellaceae. Bases 109 to 402 code for a protein of 97 amino acids. The record is from RefSeq and is a predicted model, not a curated record. The transcript has a single exon.